GCUUCCGGCCGGCCCGGGGAUGGCGCGGUGCUAAAAGGCGCGGGGCGCGCGGCGGCGCGCGCGGGCCUCCUAGAGCCAUGUACAGGAAACACCUCCAGGAGAUCCCAUCCUCCAGCACUAAUGUUUCCACCAGCUUGGACUGGGACUCCAGCAAGACCCCGGAGUUCCUGUCGAGCAUGGGAGUGUCCGUCCUUAAGAAAGACAAGCUGGGCAACGAAAACAUGCCGCAAGACCUGCUGGUGUCAUCAGGCUGUCCUGCUCCAAAACGGCAGAAGGGGUUUGUUAUUGUGCGCCGGCCGUGGCUGCUCCGAGAGGCAGAGCCAGGUGUUUCUCUGGAUGCGCUUCCAGAUGAAUUACUUUUGGCAAUCUUUGCAUAUUUGCCCCUAAAGGACUUGCUAAAAGUUUCAGUGAUUUGCAAGAGAUGGCAUCGUCUUUCGUUCGAUGAAUCUCUCUGGCAGACUCUUGAUCUGACUGGUGGGAAUCUCCUGCCAGGAGUGCUUGGACACUUGCUGCCCGCAGGUGUUACUGUAUUCCGCUGCCCAAGAGCCUGUAUUGGAAAUCCAUUGUUUAAAACAACCGAACUUCUCAGACUUCAGUACCUGGAUUUGUCAAACUGCACAAUGUCUGUUGCAGAUCUCCAGAGUAUUCUUUGUCUGUGUGAAAGACUGCAGAACCUCAGCUUGGAGGGACUAGUGCUUUCUGACAACAUCAUCAAGAGCAUUGCUAGGAAUCCCAAUUUGAUACGACUAAACCUUUGUGGGUGCUCAGGGUUCUCUGCAGAAGCCUUGGAGAUGAUGUUGAGCAGCUGCUCUGUGCUGGAGGAGCUGAACUUGUCCUGGUGUGCCUUCACAGCCACACAUGUCAAAGCAGCAGUCAGUCAUGUUACUUCAGAAGUCACCCAAUUAAAUUUAAGUGGAUACAGAGAGAAUCUACAAAUAGCAGAUGUGAAAACACUGGUGGAAAGAUGUCCUUUUCUUGUCCAUUUAGAUCUCAGUGACAGCAUGAUGUUAAAGCCUGAGUGCUUCCAGUAUUUUCGGCAACUCAUGUUCCUCCAACAUCUUUGUCUUAGUCGAUGUUAUCAGAUAUCACCUGCUGCCUUGUUAGAACUUGGUGAAAUUCAAACGUUGAAGACUCUUCAGGUGUUUGGGAUAGUGACUGACAGCUCCCUGCAGCUCCUAGAGGAGGCACUGCCUGCAGUGAAGAUCAAUCGUUCACACUUUACACCCAUUGCAAGGCCAACUGUUGGCAGCAAAAAGGACCAUGAGAUUUGGGGAAUCAAAUGCAGAUUGACACUGAGAAAUCCUAGUUUCUUAUGAUAUGUACAGUGCACUGGAUGCAAUGGACACACUGUGCAUUGAAGCUCCUUAAGAAACAAAGUGCUGGAGCACCUUUAAUCAUAGUACUGUCAUUGUAAAAAGCAUUCUAAUUUGGUCUUACACCUUAAUGAUGUUUCAUAGUAUUUUUUAGCAUUGUUUGUACUUCAAGCCUUUAGAGAUCUGAUGAUCUGUGAGCAAUUGUAGAAUUUUUCAGGCUUUUUUUUUCUUUAUACAGGGGAUCUUUGAAAAACUUCCAGUUAACUCCUGGAAGUUAAUUCCUCUUAGUUAACCUUUGCAAGCUGUUCCUUAACUCCUGGAACAGCUUGCAGAGGUGCUAGGUAUCUUAAUAAGGUUUAUUAAGGAAUUUGCAGAGCUCAAAGUGAAUAAGAUAUUAAACCUAUUCAACUACUUAAUUGAACAAAAUGCACAGUAAGAUGAGAAGCUCUGAGCAUAACAGAGGACCGAGUCUGAAUUAAUCAAACUUGAAAACAGUAACUUGGGGAUGUCUACACUAGAGCAGCUAAGAGAGCUCAAUACUGUACAAGUUAGGCAGCAUAAAGGAGCUACAGUAAAGUUUUUACUUAGCAGGCCACAAAUGAUACUUUCGUCUUCAGUAUUGUGCGCUGUUAGCAAAAUACAGUCUGAGAAGCCCAUUCAGAAUUAGCAUCUGUAAAAAUAGAUGUUGGUUAUCCAUGCUGGUUUCACGUGGUAGUGCUAGGUUUUCUGAUUAAAUGUUACAGAACCUUAGUGUAGCUUCUGUGAGUCUGAUCUCAGAUAAAAUUUCCUCCAGAGAACAAGAUCUUUCAACUGCAACUGAUAUAGUGGUAAAAAUAUUGCAGGAGGAGGGCUCAAAUGGUUCUAGAUAUGACCAAAAAACCAAAACAUGGAACUACAGCAUAAGAAUGCUGGAGGGAAGAGAUGCUUUGGUGCUAGCAAGAAACAUCAAUUUUCUUUUGUAAUAGUUUAUGUUUGUAGUAGCACUUCACUUUUUGUAUCUGUAUCACUAACCACUGUUGUCUGGUGUGGAUUUUUUUUUUUUUUUUUUGGUAAAGUCAUAGAAAAAGCUGAGGAACUGUCCAAAAAAAUUUAAAAAAACCAAACCAAAUAAAAGGAUAGGGACAAGUAAUGACUUUAACUGAAACUUUCAUCUGCAUCUAUUAUCAAGGUCCUUGUGCUUCAGGCUAGAAUGUUCCAAAAGGUGUUCUAGCCAAUAAGUUCUAGGGCAAAACUUGGACCCUGUGUAGGGCAUAAAUAUGCUCGUUUUCCACAUGAAUGCAGUCAGCAAGCAGGUGAAUUUAUUAAUGGAUGUUUAAGAGUAGCCUACAGCAUUACUGCAGGGCUGUUGCGUAGGUACAGUUUUUCCUAUUGCAGUCUGAAGAAAAGCAUUCAGGUAUUAAUUAUCUGGUGAUGCAGAACACCUUACUUAGUGUGGGAAGAUUGUAUGAGUACUAGAAUUUGAUAUUUAAUUUGACUUUCUAGAGUACAGUAAAUAAAACACAUUAUCAUGCUAAUCUGUUUUAAGUUGUUUUGGUUUUUAUUCAGUUUAACAGUGUAAGUAACAGUUGAUUCUUUAAUGGGCUUGUGUCCCUUACAAAGAUGUUAAUGGGCAACAUACCUUAUGAAAACUGGAGAAGUAAGGGGAUUUGGAUAUUCUACUGCUUCACCAUUUGCUGCCUUAGUUUUAAGCCUUAAAUUACUUCAAGGAAAAAAGUAAAUCUAUGCAUCUUAGCACUACCAUAAAUACUUCUCCCUGUGCACAAUGUAACUCCAUGCACCUUCUGUUGCAUUUAAUAAAGAUCUAAGAAAUUGC
Molecule: messenger RNA, 3126 nt
Organism: Chiroxiphia lanceolata (lance-tailed manakin)
Lineage: Eukaryota; Metazoa; Chordata; Aves; Passeriformes; Pipridae
Gene: SKP2
Product: S-phase kinase associated protein 2
Exons: 10
Coding region: 78-1316 (412 amino acids)
Biological process (GO): SCF-dependent proteasomal ubiquitin-dependent protein catabolic process
Cellular component (GO): SCF ubiquitin ligase complex
Molecular function (GO): protein binding
Source: RefSeq, a predicted model, not a curated record